AUGGCUCAGGCGGAUGAGUUCGAACAGACCCCACAGGAGGAUGACUUGGGGUUCAAGGAAGAGGAAGAUUUGGCACCAGGUCAUGAAGUAGGAAAUGCCUCUCUCAAACCUGAAGGCAUCCAGAUCUGGGAUGACUUCUGGGUCCAGAGAGCGGGAUCAGGAAAACCUCGGGCUCGAGGCAGAGGCCCUCGGCUCCUGGGAGAACCACGCUGGGGCCAGGCUAGUGACCGGGCCGCCGUAUGUGGCGAUUGUGGCAAGAGCUUUCGGCAGAUGUCGGAUCUGGUGAAGCAUCAGCGGACACACACCGGGGAGAAACCCUACAAGUGUGAGGUCUGCGGCAAGGGCUUCGGGGAUAGCUCUGCCCGCAUCAAACACCAGCGGACGCAUAGUGGUGAGAAACCCUACAAAGCCAGACCGCCGGCCCAGGGCCCUCCCAAGAUUCCUAGGACCAGGGUCCCGGCUGGCGAGCGCCCCACUAUCUGCGGAGAAUGUGGCAAGAGCUUCCGGCAGAGCUCAGACCUGGUGAAGCACCAGCGGACACACACGGGGGAGAAGCCCUACAAGUGUGGCAUCUGCGGCAAGGGCUUUGGGGACAGUUCUGCCCGGAUCAAGCACCAGCGGACACACCGCGGGGAGCAGCCGCCCCGGCCCAUGGUGCCCCGGCGGCAGCCAUCCCGAGCAGCCACCGCAGCCACACAGAGACCCAAAGCCCAGGACAAGCCAUACGUCUGCACCGAUUGUGGCAGAAGGUUUGUGCUCAGCUGCAGUCUCCUGAGCCACCAGCGCAGCCACCUGGGGCCCAAGCCCUUUGGCUGCGACGUGUGCGGGAAGGAGUUUGCCCGCGGCUCAGACCUGGUCAAGCACCUCCGGGUGCACACGGGAGAGAAGCCCUACCUCUGCCCUGAGUGCGGCAAGGGCUUCGCCGACAGCUCGGCCAGGGUCAAGCACCUCCGCACCCACACGGGCGAGAGGCCGCACGCCUGCCCCGAGUGUGACUGCUCCUUCAGCCUCAGCUCCACGCUGCUCCGCCACCGCCUCACCCACAUGGAGCCGCAGGACUGCAGCUUCCCGGUGGGCACCAGCCCCCCGCUGACACCGCGAAGCCCCUCACACCCGGGUGACGGGCCCUUUGGCCUGCCCGGCUUGGAGCCAGAGCCCCGGGGCCCCCAGGCCGGGGAGCCACCGCCACCGCUCGCGGGUGACAAGCCCCACAAGUGCCCCGAGUGCGGCAAGGGCUUCCGCCGGAGCUCAGACCUGGUGAAACACCACCGGGUGCACACGGGGGAGAAGCCCUAUCUCUGCCCUGAGUGCGGCAAGGGCUUUGCUGACAGCUCGGCCAGGGUCAAGCACCUCCGCACCCACCGUGGUGAGCGGGCUCGGCCACCACCACCCACUCUCCUGAGGCCGCACAACCCCCCGGGCCCAGCACCCGUGGCCCCUCGUCCCCGAGGCCGGGCCCGGGCCUCUGGACUCAGCCAGCCCCACGUGUGCAGCUUCUGUGGGAAGGAGUUCCCCCGGAGCUCGGACCUGGUCAAGCACAGGCGCACGCACACCGGGGAGAAGCCGUACAAGUGUGCCGAGUGCGGCAAGGGUUUCGGUGACAGCUCUGCCCGUAUCAAGCACCAGCGUGGGCAUCUGGCCCUGAGGCCCUUUGGGACCGGGGCUGGUCUGGCAAGGCCCAAGGGAGAGCCACCCAUGGGACUGGAAUGA
Pipistrellus nathusii (Nathusius's pipistrelle) is the source of this 1710-nucleotide messenger RNA. NCBI's taxonomy places the organism in Eukaryota, Metazoa, Chordata, Mammalia, Chiroptera, Vespertilionidae. The record is from the annotation of a GenBank genome assembly.